Molecule: messenger RNA, 693 nt
Organism: Medioppia subpectinata
Lineage: Eukaryota; Metazoa; Arthropoda; Arachnida; Sarcoptiformes; Oppiidae
Source: the annotation of a GenBank genome assembly
GUGAACAUAGUUGUGGGCACCGGUCAAGGGGUACGUCUGUUCCCCCAACGGGUAUACGAAGUAUCAGUGAUGGAGAAUCAAUUGACUCCACUUCAGUUGAUUGACUUGAACUCGACCGACGAGAUCGCACACAGGACUUCACAUUACAGUAUUGUGGGCACCGAUUAUAGGGGCUUAUUUAAAAUCGGUGCCGAAACGGGACGUCUUGUCGUUACCCGAAGUCUGGAUCGGGAGAAGAAAGAUGUCUAUAAUUUGAAAAUUAGAUCCGAAAAUCUGAUACACCAUAGGGUGGGUCGGGAUGUGAGCAGUCACUCAUCAGAUUCCAACUAUCACUUGGCAUUUGAUGAGACACUAGUGGUGGUCAACGUUCACGACGAGAACGACAAUCCACCCGUCUUUGAGAAUAAGGGCCGACCAAUUGUGGCCGCCGUUCCUCUUGAGGCCGCGUUUGGCUAUCAAGUCGUCAAAUUAACUGCAAAAGAUGCCGACAUAGGAAUUAAUGGUGCGAUUCGUUACGAAAUCCUAGCCCGCGGUGACGACGCGUCAGCCAAGUUCCACAUCGACCCCGUGUCGGGUGUCGUCAGAUCUAUGGUUACCUUCACUAUGGAUGGCGGAAAGCUCUAUGGCUUUGACGUAAAAGCCACUGACAGAGAGGGCAGCGAAACUGGCAAUUCUGCCGUCACUAACAUAUUU